This is a messenger RNA of Drosophila ficusphila, 1018 nucleotides long. RefSeq names its product Golgi-associated plant pathogenesis-related protein 1-like. Lineage: Eukaryota; Metazoa; Arthropoda; Insecta; Diptera; Drosophilidae. The record is from RefSeq and is a predicted model, not a curated record. Bases 14 to 616 code for a protein of 200 amino acids. The transcript has 4 exons.
CAUAACACUAGAAAUGGCUUUGGUGAACACAUUACUAGUUGUGGCUUUCUGUUGGCUCUUAGUAGUCGAAGCCAGCUACGAGAAGACUUUUCUAACCAAGCACAACCAGUUGAGGAAAAAACACGGCUGUCCGCCACUAAAACUGGACGACGAUCUAAGCAGUGAAUGUGAGGAAUAUGCGAAAGAGCUGGCCGAGAAAGAUGAAAUGACACAUUCGGAACGUGCAGGGCACGAUUACGCUGAAAACUUGUGCUAUCGGUCUAGGCGUCACGAGAAAUGUGUUCAAGAAUGGUACGAUGAAAUCAAAAUUUACGAUUUUAACAAUCCUGUGUUUAAGAAGAAAACAGCCCAUUUUACCGCCUUGGUGUGGAAAGAAACCAAGAAAAUGGGUUAUGGCCAAGCCAAAAGUAAAAGAGGAAUAACCUACGUGGUAGUGAGAUAUACUCCAACUGGAAAUAUGCCUGGAGAAUUCAAAGAAAAUGUCCCGAAGCCGAUCAAAAAAAGGCGUAGUUCACCCCGUGAAGUUGAAACGAACAACUCUAAUCUACCUCAAGUCCAUGCCAUUCUCGUCCUGCUUACGUUCUUCCUGCUCUUCAAGACUCGAAGCAAGUGGUAAAGAUUCCGCCAAAGAAGAUAUCGGUUAAAUUUGUGCACCAUCUGGGAGGCAUCCGAUCCCUUUCCAGAUGAUGUUCAAAAUUAAUUGAUCGCUUUUAAGGAGCUUGCCAUUUCUGGAUCGCUGUGCUUACUUUUGGUGCGAAGAAGUCAAUAAGUACAACUUUAAUAAUACUAGCCACUUUACCUACGUGGCUUAAAAGAACUCAUGGAAAUUGGUAACGGCCAAGUUAAAGAUGCAAACGAGAUCUACUUCGUUGUGGGUGGCUUACACUUUAUAAAUUUAAGUUUUGAAGCAACAUUUGUUAACCCUAUCCAAAAUUAUGUACGUAUUUAGUAAAAAUUCGGCUCCCUAAAAUUGUCAUAAAAAAAUUCAGUUUGCGUAAAUAAAUCGAGAAAUUAAAAA